This is a messenger RNA of Spirodela intermedia, 1800 nucleotides long. Lineage: Eukaryota; Viridiplantae; Streptophyta; Magnoliopsida; Alismatales; Araceae. The record is from the annotation of a GenBank genome assembly.
AUGCAUUCUCCCCCAGAUCAUACGGUUGGGAUUGCACGGAAGCUGGCGAAACAGAGCAUCGGCGGAGAUAUCGUCUCCCUGGUGAGAUCUUGGGGUUUUGCUGGGAGACGCCACCCGCCGCAUCACCGAAGGAGGCGAUCUGCCGCGGAGUGCGAACAGUUCCGACGGGCGGCCAGGAUCGCGGCGGAGCAGAACGCUACCCUGAUCUUGACCGUGGGUCAUAAGGGUUGUGCCAACUUCAGCAGCCUACAGAGGGCCGUGGACGCAGUUCCUGAUUACAGCUCCGGGAGGACCUUCGUCAUCCUCGAUUCUGGCAUCUUCAGGUCCAAAAAAUCCUCCUGAAUGCUUGAUAAUUGUUGUCCAAUUAAGGAUAGUCACGUUAGAUUCUCAAAGGCCGUAAUAAAAAAAUCGAUGGCAGAGAGAAAGUGGUCGUCAGCGCGAGCAAGGUGAACGUCACCUUGCAAGGGCAGGGCUACCUCAACACGUCCGUCGAGUGGAACGACACCGCGAACUCCUCUGGCGGUACAGCAUACAGUGCGACAGUGGCCGUCUUCUCCGCCAACUUCGCCGCUUACAAUCUCAGUUUCCGAGCAAGUAUUCAAAAUCAAUAGGCUGAUGGUUAACCAGGAAGUUCAUUUAUCUCGUUUAUGAUGUAGUCAACUGUGUCUGACUGCUGGAUUUGAUGAAGGACAGAACACGGCGUUUCCGCCUGAGCCGGGGGAAGUAGGUGCUCAGGCCGUCGCUCUGAGGAUUUCCGGCGAUCAAGCAGCCUUCUACGGUUGCGGAUUCUACGGAGCACAAGACACGCUUCUUGACGACCGAGGCCGACAUUACUUCAGGGACUGCUUCAUCGAGGGUUCCAUCGAUUUCAUCUUUGGGAGAGCCCGAUCCAUAUACGAGGUUGAUUGUUAACCUUAAACCUUUCACCCGCUCGACAGAAACUGGACUGACGCACAGAACUGGGCAGGGCUGCCAGCUGAACUCUAUUGCCCAGGAGCCACCCAACGGCACCGGGAGGGUCACCGGAGUCAUUACGGCCCAUGGGCGGCAGUCGGCCAGCGAGAAGACGGGUUUCUCCUUCGUGAGCUGCUCCAUCGUCGGGUCUGGGAGGGUCUGGCUCGGCCGAGCCUGGGGCCCUUACGCUUCCGUGGUCUUCUCCAAGACGACUAUGUCGGGCAUCAUCGCUCCGGAACGAUGGAACGACUGGAACGAUCCUUCCAGAGACCAGUCUGUUCUCGAUCCCCCCCUUCUCUCUCUCUCCCUCUCUCUCUCUCUCUCUCUCUCUCUCGCUAUCUAUCUAUAUAUUUCUAUAAAUAACAGAUAUUUCUAUCUAUUUCUGUUAAAUUCUUGAGUCCAAAUCUCAAAGACGCAUGCCAAAUCGGAUGGUUGCUACCCGCUCCACUAAUGCCCAACUAAUUUUUCCUCAAUCAACGAGUAUGCUAAUACGUCGAGGGGUACGUGAGAUUCGUGAGGAACAGCAGGCUAAAUCAUGCUCACUCUGCUCAUUGGCUAUCGGUUUUGAAGGCGUAUUUCUCAUAUCCCCCUCAUAAUUAUCUUGCUUCAAUAUGCCGCAGAACCGUCAACUUCGGCGAGUACAGUUGCACGGGACCAGGCGCUGACUACACCACAUCCAAAGCCGGGUACUGGAAGCUGCUCGGGGACUGUGAAGCGGCCCCCUUCAUGGGCAUCUCCUACAUAGAUGGGAAUGAUUGGGCGGUGCCUCCCAACGGGAACCCUUACCCUAAUCCGUGCCAAGGAUUUGAAGCUCAUCGAGAGCAACUGGCCUCGUGGAGAACAUAA